AUGCCAUACAUUCCUCACCCACCGUCCUCAUCCAAUGUUCAAAUUGCUCUUCACCCACCAUCUAUAUCUCUUAACCCAACAUUUAUCACGCUGUAUCGUUAUCCACGAAACCGACCCCUACAACCGUCCUUCACCACUCUACCAUCCCAAAUCCCCUUCACCAAACGCAAACCCUUCAUCGUCCUACAUUCCGAAGUUCUAGCGCCGCAGCCCCAACUCUAUUACGCGAUGGAACCAUCCGCAAGCCACACCAUCAGCACGACCGCCCCCCCAGAAGCACAGAGUCCCAAAACUGCGAACCUACCGCACGAAACCCGUCGGGAAGACGCGCAUCUAUCCAAGUACCACCGCGUCGCGCACGACUACAGCGAGAUGAGCGACGCGGAGAAGAAAAAAUUCAAGGAGCUGCUGAGGAAUCCCGAGGAGGUCUUCUCCCUUGACCGGCUGGAGUACAUGCAUGAGAUUUACAUGAACUGGCUUAAGGUGACCUGUACGAUGGACGGGGAGCCGUCAUUCUAUGACACGGAUGAGAUACGCGAGAAGCCGCCUUUGAUUAUGGGCCUGUUCAAGAUGUACAGUGAGACUGCGCUGUGGAUGCUGAAGAAGUCGUGCUUCUCGGUUUUGUACCUUAUGGUCGCUGAUGUGGUUACGGAGGCGAAUAAUGGGGAUACAGCGACUUCGAAGAGCAGUAGCGGCAGCAGCAGUAAUCUGGUGGUGGAUAGUACCCCGGCUCAAAGCAUCCGCCUUGAGGCUGUCAAAGAUCAUAAUAUCGAGGUAUCCCGGUACGUCGAAGCGAGGAACGUCCUGGUCACCUACGAAGGGGGGCUGGAUAUCGCCGUCCUAGGUAGGACUGAAGAGGAGAGGUACGUCCGCUGCUGCUUCAGAAUCGCAGGGGACAACGAGGAUCAAGAAGCGGCGACGGAGGCGAUCAAGCGCUACAUGGCCACGGCUCAGGAGGUCGAACGGCGCUGCCAGGGACAAUGUCGCCCGAUCCUGGGGUGCGUCACCGAUGGGUUGAACGUUUCGUUCUGCGAAUUGGAUGCAUCGCGCGUGUAUCGUGAUACCAGGUUUCGAGACGCUAUGCAGCAGCUGCACUCGGAUAAUAAAGACUGUCCUGACUCGAUGACCCGGGUGUAUUACAAUCUCAGGCGCAUGAUUGAGAAGGCGGGCAGGGAUGCUGGUAAGCCUGGCCCGGCUCCGAGGCGCAAGUCGACGGGGAGCCAAACCGAUGAUAGCCCAUUGCCCUCUUCGUCGUCCUCUACCGUCGGCAAGGAGCGGUCUUUGAGCGCACCUGCUUACAACAUUGUGGAGCGCGGCAGGAUUGCAUAUCCUCGGCUUUCGUCUUCGUGA
Molecule: messenger RNA, 1350 nt
Organism: Aspergillus homomorphus CBS 101889
Lineage: Eukaryota; Fungi; Ascomycota; Eurotiomycetes; Eurotiales; Aspergillaceae
Exons: 2
Coding region: 1-1350 (449 amino acids)
Source: RefSeq, a predicted model, not a curated record